Bactrocera oleae (olive fruit fly) is the source of this 2470-nucleotide messenger RNA. It is a transcript of the gene Pym, whose product is annotated as partner of Y14 and mago. Gene Ontology annotation, biological process: exon-exon junction complex disassembly. Lineage: Eukaryota; Metazoa; Arthropoda; Insecta; Diptera; Tephritidae. Gene Ontology annotation, molecular function: RNA binding. The record is from RefSeq and is a predicted model, not a curated record. Gene Ontology annotation, cellular component: exon-exon junction complex; cytoplasm.
GUUAAUAAAUAGAGAAGGCGCAAAUGUUAGCUGUACUAAGAUGUAAAUUAUUAAAAGUGAAAAUCGAAAAUGCGCAAAUUCGAAAAUUAAAUUACACCACGUCAAAAAUUAAUUUUCCCCUCUUUAUUUAUUAAUUUUUUAAAUUAUAUAUUAUUUACCAUUCUCUGUUUGCGCCUUCUCUAUUAAUUAACAUUCUCGGUUUUAGGAUAAUAUUUCCAAUAACAGCGCCAUCUAUGAAAGUCUUUUGUCAAUGUAACUAUUCCGGUUAUUUAGAUACAUCCGGCAACACUAUUCCAUAUAAUUUGACAUUUGACGUCUGACAGUGAACGUUUUUUUGCUGUUUUACUGCAAAAAUUAAGCAGUUUGUCGCCGAUUUUGUGAUUUUCGUACUAUUAAAGAAAACAUUACCAACAUUACAAAAAAUGACUACUUAUCUUACCGACAGUGAUGGAAAAUUUAUUCCAGCGACUCAACGACCGGAUGGUACUUGGCGCAAAGCUCGCCGCGUUAAAGAUGGCUAUGUGCCACAGGAAGAGGUGCCCUUGUACGAAAGCAAAGGUAAGCAAUUUGCGCAACGUAAGAACACGCUUCCGCCUGGUAUGUGUCCACUGGUAGCCGAACAGACCAAAAAAGAGCGAGAAAAACAAGAGCGUGCCAAAGCAAAGAAGGUCGCAAAGCAGCAGGAAAAUUCCGUAGCUUCUAAAUCAAUUAGUGGUGGAACGAGUAACAAUAAAAAAGUUAAGCAAACUCAAUCACAAACACAACAAAUACCUGGGUUACUCGUUCUUGCCAAGAACGAAACCUCAACGGCAACAGUCUCCAAAGUUAAUUCUAAUGCUAACAAGACAAGUACAAAUAACAACGACGCUGUUGUUAAACUAGCCAGCGAUUUGCAGGCCUCGCUGCAAGUGCAGUUAGAUGAAGGACUUGAUACAUCGAAAAAAUUGAAAAAGCUUCGAAAAAAGUUACGUGAAAUAGAGACAAUCGAGCAAAGAAUCAAAAGUGGAGAACUUAAGAAACCCGAAAAAGAUCAAUUAGAUAAAGUGAAGCGAAAAAAGGAUGUGAUAAAAGAAAUCAAGCAGCUUGAAGAGGAAGAAGAAGUCCAGUGUAAAGUCAAAGGAAGCGAUUAAAAUAAGCAUGCCGAAAUCUUAUGCGCACACCAUAAAACUCCAAAGUGCCAUGGAACAACUAAGCGAAGCACUAUAUUUGCUGUGCGUCACCACCCACUGAGUAUACGUACACAUAAAUAAUCGUUCUAGUGUUAUUAUUUAAAAGUUCAUUAUUUUAUUUUACUCUUACAUACAUUUUUUGGGUUUUUACUUGUUCUUUUAAAAGAGCCGUCUUAUAGAUGUAAUAAUAUUUUAUUUUUUUUAUUGUACUUGCGAAAAAAUUGUGAAUACAAUACCAGUUUGGUAAAUAUUGUAUAUUAAAACCUCAAGAACAAUGACCUGUUUGCCCAGAGUUCAAUUUAGUGUUAAAUUAUGUAUGUACUGUAUUGUGCAAGCGUUAUAAUUUUGCAUGUUUUUAAGGUAAUUUAAUUAUUUGUUGCGCCGAUAUAAUGAGUUCGUUUUAUUUACAAAAACGUAAAAUAUUUAUUAAUAUAAAAUUGCAUAAUUUCAUCAUAUAAAUAUAUUUAUACAUUUAUCGGUGCGUUGUACACUAGGUUAUCAAAAACAAAUUAGUGAAGCAAUCUUUAUUUUAUAAAACGCAAAACUAGAAGUCUUUGUGAUGUUCUUUUAAAAUCAAUGAUCAUCUACAUAUUUAAGUCGUUAAUAAGACAAGUAUACAACUGCCUAAAACUUGCACAUUCAAUUUCCAAGCAAAGACAAAAUUAUAGAGUAAUAAUAUAAACGAAAUUAUCAUGGAUUUAGUAUAAGAAUAAACAAUGAUCGGGUGUUUUAGCAUGUGUAAAAAUUUCGAAAAGCAUUUAAAAAAUGUCCGUACCAAUAUAGAGAUUGUCAAAAACACAUUAAGUAAGUAAACAAAAUAAGUGAACAUUAAUCCAAAGAAGACGAUAAAUCAAACUAGAACUGUAUAAAGCAGCCAUGUUACUUUUAUAAACUGUAGGUAUUUGUAAAAUAGAGUUUAAAUGUGUACGAAGAUGCUUCAAAUAAGAGUAAGUAAAAACGAAUUAUAAAUAUGUCCUUUUACUUUUUAAAAUAGUUUUACAAUUUUAUGUGAGGUCUAUUGUAGUUUUUACUGCAUAAAUAUUAAACGAAAAAUAUAUAUAUAUGUGUAUACAUACAUAUAUAUGUAUAUAUAUAUACAUAUAUAGUAUUUAUGUGAAGUUUGCAGCGGUGAAAUCAAUAUUGAAUACUAACAAAGUUGUGAAUCAUAUAAGCUCCAGCGACAUUUAAAAUUCAAUAAAUGUUUAUCAAAAAAUAAAGAGUGUUUGUAAAGAUAAGUAAGAAAAUACGUAUUAUGUACAAUGAAAUAUCAAUAAAAUGCUUAAAUUAUGAUGACUAUUAAA